AGUGCGAGUUUGGGAUUGAGUCCUUCGCUCAGACGAACAAUGUUGCACCAAGUUAAGCUGAUGUUGUGUUUUCUGCUUCUACAGCAGCACACAAUUCCCAAUUUCAUGGGACUAAUGAACGUUGUAGAAGGACACGUUACCCCUAAACCAAUCAUUAAAAACGAUGGUACUUAUAUAAACCCGGAGCUGGGGAAGUACCAUGCCAGGUUGAGGACUCUCAGUCGGAGUUGCCGGGUCAUCAGAGAAAAAUUUAAUGCUACAAAAGAUGGCAUUUAUUACCUGGUAACAGAAAACGGUGUGACGUACCAGGCGUAUUGUGACAUGACCACUCUCGGAGGGGGUUGGACGCUGGUAGCGAGUGUGCACGAGAACAAUCUGAACGGGAACUGCACCACAGGCGAUAAUUGGUCGAGUCAGCAGGGUAAUGAUCCCAACAGGCCUGAUGGUGAUGGGAACUGGGCUAACACUGCUGUAUUUGGUACUGCAGAGAGUGCUACCAGUGAGGACUACAAGAACCCUGGAUACUACGACAUAACUGGGGACAACAUUGCAAUGUGGCAUGUUCCUAAUGAUGUUCAGCUACAGAACUGGACCAGCAGUGCUAUUUUACGCUACCACACUGAUAGCAAAUUGCUUAGCCAACACGGUGGAAACCUCUACCAUUUAUUUAAGAAAUAUCCAGUCAGGUUUGGAACAGGAGAGUGUAAAAAGGAUUCUGGACCUGUCAGCCAUGUGGCGUAUGAUACUGGUGAUGAGAACACAACUAAAAACCUGUUUAAGCCAUUUGUACGAGAAGAUGAGUUAUACCCUGACCACAUCACGUUACGGAUGUUUAAUGGGAGGAAAGCAGCAAUGGCUAUCUGCCUUUGGGUCAAACCGAAUACAUGCCCUGCUGAAUCCUACUGUAUUGGUGGAGGAGGAUACUUCCCAAGUGAAUCUACUCACUGGUGUGGAGAUAUUACUGCAAGGUCCUGGAAGACGGAUGAUUCCCACAGCACGCCAGUAACUAAGACGUCCGUACUGAUCUUCUAUCGAUAAAAGUUUUCUACAUUUCAAAUUCAAUUUGAUGUGAAAUUUUAUGUUUGGUUUAGUCUCUGCAAACAUUAACUGAAUAAAUAGUUUGUUCAAAGCAA
Messenger RNA from Trichomycterus rosablanca, 1133 nucleotides. Its product is annotated as intelectin-like. The coding region runs from base 40 to 1038 and encodes 332 amino acids. The record is from RefSeq and is a predicted model, not a curated record. NCBI's taxonomy places the organism in Eukaryota, Metazoa, Chordata, Actinopteri, Siluriformes, Trichomycteridae. The transcript has 7 exons. Gene Ontology annotation, molecular function: oligosaccharide binding.